ACAGAGUUCUGAGGGGGACGAGGGAGACGAGGGGGCCAAGGGACCAGGCCCUCCAGGGGGCCAGCUCGGAUUGUGGCAGUUGGGAGACAAUUGGAGGGAGGGGUUCUCCCGGCUUGGGAAUGCAGCCAAAGGGAACCCCACCAGGUGGCCUUUGGGUCUCCCCGGCCCUCGGCAAUCGUAGCGGGGAGAGGAAGGCCGGAGACGAUAGGAGACGCUGCUUGCUGAGCCCGCCCAGAAGGGCUGAAUAAUUCAAAAGGGAAGGUCACACGACCCCCCCCCCCAAGUCCCAGGCUUCCUCCCCCUGCCCCACCCGGCAUCUGGUUACCACCCCGGAUCAGAUUCUGCCAUCCCAGCCGGUGAAUAAUUAACCUGCCUGCAGGCCCGUCCCCACCCCAGGCGGCCCUCGGGAGGCCUCAGGUGCCGUGAGGACACUGUUGGGCCGCAAGCCUUGGUCCGGUCUGGGAACUGGAGCUCUCCAGACGCUCGGCCUCCCCAGUGCUCUUCCUCCCCGCAGCACCUUCUUCCCCACUCCGAGCCCAAGAUGGAGCAGUUCUACCGGUCCACAAUGGCCAUUUACAAGAGCAUCAUGGAGCAGUUUAACCCAGCCCUGGAGAAUCUCGUCUACUUGGGCAACAACUACCUUCGUGCCUUCCACGCGCUGUCGGAAGCGGCCGAGGUCUACUUCAGAGCCAUCCAGAAGAUCGGGGAGCAAGCCUUGCAGAGCUCUACCUCCCAGCUCUUGGGUGAGAUCCUGGUCCAGAUGUCAGACACCCAGCGGCACCUGAACAACGACCUGGAAGUGGUGGUGCACACUUUCCAUGAAGACCUUCUGCAGCACAUGGAGAAGAACACCAAGCUGGACAUGCAGUUUAUCAAAGACAGCCGCCAGCACUAUGAGAUAGAAUAUCGCCAUCGGGCCGCCAACCUGGAGAAAUGCAUGUCGGAGCUGUGGAGGAUGGAGAGACAGAGAGAUAAGAAUGCACGGGAUAUGAAGGAGAGUGUGAACAGGCUGCACGCCCAGAUGCACGCCUUUGUCUCUGAGAGCCAGAAGGCGGCCGAGCUGGAGGAGAAGAGGCGCUACCGGUUCCUGGCCGAGAAGCACCUGCUCUUAUCCAACACCUUCCUGCACUUCUUCGGCCGGGCCCGGAGCAUUCUCCAGAGCAAAGUUAUCUUGUGGAAGGAACAGUCGGAAGCCAGCCGGAACCCAUCCCGUGCCCACUCCCCGGGCCUGCUGGGCCCCAGCCUUGGGUCAGCCUACCUCUCAGGCCGCCUGACCCCCACCCGCCUGGAGAUGCCCCAGAGGUCUCUGGGAGACUUCAGCUCUCCCCGGAGCCGGCAUAGCUCGGGCUCCUACGGCCAGGAGCCCGGCGAGGGGAGGCCUCUGUCCCAGCUGGAGCCGGAUCGUAUGCCCCUGCCCCGGACGCCGUCAUCCACCUCCCUGUAUGCAGGCAGCGCCCCGCGGUCCCGCUCCAACUCGUUCGGGGAGCGCCAGGGCGGCGGCAGGGCCCCCCGGCGAGCUCAGGCCUUGGUCUCCCACUCGGACAAUGCCAACCAAACCUUGCUGCCCUUCUCUGCCGGCGACGUCGUCCUGGUGCUGGUGCCCAAAGCCCAGAAUGGCUGGCUCUACGGCAAGCUGGAGGGGUCGUCCGCGAGUGGCUGGUUCCCUGAAGCCUACGUGAAGCUCCUGGAAGAUCUGCCCGUGGCCGAGGUGCCCUCCAGGUCCUACCCACUGCGGGGCACUCACAGCCUGGACAACCUCCUGGACCGCCCUGUGAGCACCUCAGGGGCCUCCGAGUACUGGGACGGCCAUUCCCGGCCCCACACCCCCAGCAGGACGACCAGCCGGGCGACAAGCCGAGCUCCCUCUCCUCCCCCGCCCCCCGCCAGCAGCUGCCGAAGCAGCGUGGGCAGCAUGGGGAUAGCCAGUGAUGGCAAGAAGCAGAUGGCCUGGGAACAGCAACCCCCGGAGCUCUUCCCCCGAGGCACCAACCCCUUUGCCACGGUGAAACUUCGUCCCACCGUCACCAACGACCGCUCGGCCCCCCUCAUCCGCUGAGGAUCCCCUGCUCUGGGGAGUGUCUCCCACGUGCAGAUCCAGCCUCUCCCAGCAUGCAGCAGAAGCCCCAGAAAGCACCUGGAAACUUCUUGUGUCCAAGCCAAAGAUCUCAGGGAUAUUGGGGUCCAGGGCACGAGCCCUCUGCCCACCCUCUCUUCCCAGUUGGGGCAGAGAUUCUGAAGCAAGGGAGACUGAGCUCCCCAAAUGAAACAGGGUGACUCAGGAUCAGGGUGUCAGGCCAGCAGGGCCCCAGCACGGGCCAUCUUCAACCAUCCACUUGUCCAUCCAACUGUCAGUCUAUCUGUCUAACCAUCCGUCCAAUCCAACCAACUGUCCAGCCAUCCAUUUAUCCAUCUGUCAAUCUAUCCAUUCAUCCAACCAUCCAUAUCCCUCCCUCCAUCCCUCCCAGGGGGCCAGAUGCAGCAUGGAGAGGCACCUUCCCUUUGCUGCUCCUUCCUCUCCCAUUAUCCCCCCCCCAGAGGCCUGAGAAGCUCUCCUCCCCUCCCCUCCCCUCCCCAGUCUUGGAACCGGCCCCAUGUUUGAUUGUGUAAGUGAGGAGGAAUUAAAGCAGGUGGAUCAAAGACAAAGCCAGAGCCAUCUGUGUGUGUUGUGUCGGGGUGGGGGCCCCAGAAAAACAAGGGUGAGGGUCUUGGGAAGUGACCAGGUCCCUAGCCCAGAUAGAGGUGGGGAAACUUGUUUCCUUUCUGGGAAGUUUUCUUGAACCCGAGCUGAAUGCUGCUGUGGUGUCCCCAGCCCCCAAACCCUCAUCUCUUCUUGGCCAUCCCAGCUCGGCACAGGAGACUGGAGGCUCCAGGAGAGUCUGAGCUCGGCCCUUCCCGGACCUUACGGGCUGCGUCCACACCCCGGGAGGGCCCCCACCGUGAGUGGGAGGGGGGCCUGGAGCCUGUGACAAAGUCAGUGUUGUUCCAGAGCGCCGCCCCCAACCCACCGGGCCCCUGGGGCUUAGCUGCCAAGGAAUGCCCCUCUCGGAGCCAGCCCGGGCCAGGCUCCUGCCCGAGGUGCCCCCACACCAGGAAUGUGGCAAGGGCUGGGGGGCUAAAGCGCUUAGGAGAUUAGGGGCCCCUCCCCCUCCAGGGGCCGGGCUCUAGACCAUCCACCACUCACAGGAUUAGCUGCUGAAAGGAACUUCAGAGAACGAUUCCAUCUCCUGGCUUUUCAGAGGAGGAAACUGAGGCACAAAAAGAUAACUCGCCUAUGGUGACAGAAACCCUAAUCCCAAAUUGGAACGCAGGAUCUGUGACGCUAGACGCCAGAGUUCUUCCCACUCACAUGCGCUGCCUAAAAUGGCUUUAUUCGGGCUGCCCUUUGGGGUUCGCCAUGAGUGACCCAGUGGAGAACAUGCUGGGCCUGGGGUGGGAAAGACCUCAGACACUUAGCUGUGUGAGCAAGGCCCUUUACUCUGCCUGCCUCAGUUUACCUAUCUGGGUAUGGGAUGGGUAUCCCUCCAGCCCCCAAAAGUGCCUCUGACAGUAUCUUAACGGUAGCCUGGGCCAUGCUGUUCCCGGCUCCAGUACUUCCCCCAGCACAGUUUCCCAUCAGGGUGGUCCCCUCCUCCUCACCCCCACCCAUUCCUCCUCCCAGCUACAGCCUGCCCCAGAGAAAGCUGCCAGGCAGAGCCAGGGAGGGGGAGGGGCCGUUUAAAGCUCGAUGGAGUCACUAAUCCCUGGGGUCCAGUGGGCUGUGGGGCGCCCGGGAGGGUCCGAGCCCAGCGGCAGCCAAAUGGCCUGUGGAGCCUGAUCCAGAGGGGCUCCCAUAGGUGGAAACAGCCAGAGAAGGCCAGGUCAGUGGCCCCCAGACCCCACACGGCCCCUCCGGUCAUUCUGGACUGGGUGGGAGGCUCGGGAAGCCCGGGUGAGCCGAGGGCCCAUCACCAGAGCAGGCGACAUAAGUGGGGCAGGACCGGGGCUGGAGCCAGGGCCGGGAGAGCGGGUUCAAACGCUACUAACUACCCUGCCUAGCAGUGUGACCCUGGGCAAGUCAGUACCUCCAUUUCAGACAAAAACAGUCAUUUCUAUUUUUAUUCUGAACUUAACUAGGGCCAGAAUCUGCCUUUACCUCAUAGCAAAGGACUUUACACAGAGCCGCGGUCUCUCCGCCCGACGGCCUGCUUCCCUUUUUGGUACAUACUACGCUGGGCUUUCAAAGAUGGAUGCUCUCAGCUCUGAGACUCUGCUUUCUCUCUGCAGCUUCCUGGUCUCCUAUUCUCUUCUCUCCAUUGGGAAAAAAAAAAGACCCCAUUGACCCUGUGGUUUUUUGUUUUUGUUUUUGUUUUUUUUUUUUUUGAACCUCAGUUUGCAUCGUUGUAAAAUAGGAACAAUAACCUUUUAUCUUCGUAGCUGUUUAGGGCAGCUGUGAGUGGAGGUAUAAUGGGCAUUCUGAAGCCUGGGACAAACCUGGCUGAUGGGGAGAGCCAGGGGGAGGGGGACGUCUCUGUCACAACAAACCAUACCAGGGGCCGGUGUCAUGACAGACUGGGGAAGCAGAGGCAGUAGGAGCGGGGUUCAGGGUGUUCACACGAGGCAAGGGCUCAGGGGAAGAAGACAUCAAGCAGAUACUGGGAGGAGAGGAGGAUGGAAAGUUACUUGGAGGUCCCGAGACAACAAA
Molecule: messenger RNA, 4681 nt
Organism: Sarcophilus harrisii (Tasmanian devil)
Lineage: Eukaryota; Metazoa; Chordata; Mammalia; Dasyuromorphia; Dasyuridae
Gene: BAIAP2L2
Product: BAR/IMD domain containing adaptor protein 2 like 2
Exons: 14
Coding region: 542-2056 (504 amino acids)
Biological process (GO): actin filament bundle assembly; plasma membrane organization; positive regulation of actin filament polymerization
Cellular component (GO): cytosol; nucleoplasm
Molecular function (GO): protein binding
Source: RefSeq, a predicted model, not a curated record